AACGUGGGAGGCGCGCAUGUAAAAUGGCAAAUUGGAAUUUUGGUACGCUAACUAAAUAAUGUCCACAAAAUCACAUGCCCAAUAAUACAUUGCAUUGCCUUGCGCCAGAUAGUUUUGUCUAUUAUUCUCUCCCUAACGGCUAUAUUUUCCAAGUCCUUGUUAUUCAAAUCAUUCACUAACCCCAACGGUCCAUUCCCCACACAUACAUUAAGCUCUAAAUUCACCAACCCAACAACAUACACAUAAAAUCCAUCCACAUUGCAAUUUACAUUCUCCCUCUCUCUCUCUCUGUCAUAUUCUUAAAUCACAAAUUUACAAUGGACCCUCUUCCUACUCCAACUCCAACUCCAACUCCAGCUCCUGCUGCUACCUCAGCUAGUGUUCAACAUGUAAACAAGAAGUCCUCCGAUGAGCUGCUAAGAAAGUUUGCUGAUUCAGGGGAUGAGGCUGAGGAGGCCCCAGAAAAGAAACAAGUGAUUCGGGUGUCGAAACGCCGGAAAGUGAGAAACCGGGCAAGUGGUGAAGGGGAGCAAUGUGAGAGCCCAUCAAAUGGCAAGAACAGCUUAGUGGAGAGAAGGUCUCUGCUUCCUGCUGCUGGGACUAAGAACAAGGCAUUGCUUAGGCAACUUGGGGUUCAUGGCAGGGCAUCACAACUCAGGGCCAGGGAUAUCAGGAACAAGUCUUUCUUUGGUGCCAUUCACAAGACAUGGAGAAGGACCAUAGAAGGGGCUUCAAAGGUUUUCAUGGAGAAGCAUUACAAUAGGCACAAGCGUUUGAUAAGUGACAUUGCCUAGCUCACAGACAGUCUCUUAAAUUCCAGAAAUUUCUAGUUGGAAGGUCUCAGUCAGCCUUGUGUAAAUCUUGCAUCCAAUUUAUAUUUCUCAUGAAUCUUUAAUAUUGUUUCUUUUUUCACAAUGAAUAAAUUAAGUACCAUUUUAGUUCUUUAACUCAAAAAA
Prunus persica (peach) is the source of this 956-nucleotide messenger RNA. RefSeq lists its product as uncharacterized. Bases 318 to 794 code for a protein of 158 amino acids. The record is from RefSeq and is a predicted model, not a curated record. Lineage: Eukaryota; Viridiplantae; Streptophyta; Magnoliopsida; Rosales; Rosaceae. The transcript has 2 exons.